AUAAAUAGUCAUUAAAAAUAGAAUUUAAAGCUCCCAUGAUCAUCUCAUUAACUCUCUCUCUCUUUCUCUCUCUAAAGUUGAAACUUUAAAAAACAGAUUCCUUUUAUAUUAUUCCCCAAAACAUCUCUGAUUUUCCCUUCCAUUUUCCCUUCCUUAAAUUCCCAAGAAACAAACACUCUGUUUUUUCUCUCCUCAAAUUCCUCAGAUCUCUCUCUAAAAUGAGAGACUUUGUUUCCUGUUUUAGCGAAAACUCCAUUAGCAUUUCUCAUCCAUCUUGCUCCAGCUACUCCAAUGCUGCCGCCGCCGCCGUUGUCUCUCCGCCGUCUCCGUCGCCUUCCGUGAAAACUGCUAUCACAAGCCUCUACGCCACCAGUCUCUCCGCCGCGCAGAAUCAGUUGAUGAUUUCAGUAACAUGGAUGAAAACCCACUCUGCUCAAAGUUUAGCCAUUAAUCUCACUCAAUCUCCGGCCGCCAUAGCCUUCAAACUCGACACAACCGCCCGAUUCUUCAAGAAAAACAAAGGCUCAAAAUCCUACGACUUCCAAUCCUCCAAAAUCGAAAUCCUCUGGGAUCUCACCGCCGCCAUUUACGACGGCGGACCAGAACCCAUUUCAGGAUUCUACGUUUUAAUCACGGUAGAUUCAGAAAUCGCUUUAAUUUUGGGGGAAAUUCCCAAAUCUUCUCGGCCUUAUAUCGUCAAAUCCGCCAUGGACGGGGACCCAGAAAGUCGAAAAUGGUGGUUGAUCUCAAGAACAGAGCAUUGCUGUGGAAAUACUCUGUUCUCAACGAAAGCAAAGUUCAGUGAAAAUGGGGUUUUUCAUGAGAUCUCAAUCAGAUGCAGUGGAGAAGAAGGAGGGAAAAAGCAAGCGCCGGGAUUAUGGGUUUGGAUCGACAAGAAAGCGGUGAUAAGAGUGAAGAGAUUGCAAUGGAAUUUUAGGGGAAAUCAGAGUAUUUUUGUUGAUGGGUUGUUGGUAGAUUUGUUGUGGGAUGUUCAUGACUGGUUUUUUGGGUCAGCCAUUAAUGGAUUUGGAGUGUUCAUGUUUAGAAGAAGAAGUGGAUUGGAGAGUAGGUUGUGGUUGGAAGAGGAGAAGAACAUCAUUUCUCAUAAUCACAUUCAAAAAAGUUUGGAUUUUUCAUUCUUGAUCUAUGCAAGUAAGACUUCAUGAUUCUGGAUUAUUCUUUUUUUUUCAUCUAUUCUCUCUCUCUCUUUUUUUUUUUUUUUUUUUUUUUUUUUUUUUU
Molecule: messenger RNA, 1239 nt
Organism: Benincasa hispida (wax gourd)
Lineage: Eukaryota; Viridiplantae; Streptophyta; Magnoliopsida; Cucurbitales; Cucurbitaceae
Product: DUF868 family protein (DUF868)
Source: RefSeq, a predicted model, not a curated record